AUGAUUCAGGAUAGUUCAACGCUUCCUGGCUAUACCAUCUUCCAAGAGGAGGCUACUGACCCGAUUCCGGAUUUGGCGAAGCAACCUGCUAGACAUCCUCUUGAUCCACUAUCAAUUGACGAGAUUCGAGUCGCUGGCAAGCUUAUACGCAAGAAUGCCAAAUUCAGCAAUCUAAAGUUUAACUGUCUCACUCUGCGGGAACCGAAGAAGAGUGAAUAUGCGGCUUUCCGUGCCGGCAAGGGUCAGCGGCCUCAUCGCCGAGCAUUUGCCAUCGUUUUGGAGAAGGGGACUAGCCAAGUUGCCGAAGUAAUUGCCAACUUGACAACGUUGGAAGUCGAAUCUUGGAAACAUGUUGCUGAGGUGGCUCCAACUCUGACACUGGAGGACCUCGAUGUUACAGAGCGAAUCGCACGAGAAGACCCUAGAAUCAUUGAGGUGUGCCGAGAGAUUGGUAUCACCGACAUGUCCAAGGUUUACUUUGAUGCCUGGGCUAUCGGCUUUGACAGUCGGUGGGGAUUCGAACGCCGCCUCCAGCAAGGCUUGCCGUACUACCGCAAUUCAAAGAUGGACAACCAGUAUGCGCAUCCACUAGACUUCUCAGUAGUUGUUGACACUGAGACGGAGGAAAUCCUCGCAAUCGACAUCCGACGAGUCAAUGGAGAGCGCACCAAAGUCCCUCUUGAAGAGCACAACUACCUCCCCGAGUUCAUCCAAAAGUCAUAUGACAGCACGAGACUGAAGCCAAUCGACAUUGCCCAACCUCAGGGUGUCUCAUUUCGUAUGAAUGGAAACGAGAUUUCUUGGGCUGGCUUUAAGAUGCAUAUUGGCUUCAAUUAUCGCGAGGGUAUUGUUCUAUCUGACGUGCGUGUGCAUGACCAAGAACAACAGAGAGAGCGCACCUUGUUUAACCGCAUCAGCGUUGUUGAGAUGGUUGUCCCUUACGGCAACCCCGAUCCUCCUCACCAGAGAAAGCACGCUUUUGAUGUGGGUGAGUACGGCAGCGGCUUAAUGACGAAUUCUCUCAAGCUCGGCUGUGAUUGCAAGGGCGCUAUUCACUACCUGGAUGCCGUCAUGACAACCGCCAAGGGCCACCCGGCAGUGAUCAAGAACGCAAUUUGCAUUCACGAGGAGGACAAUGGUCUUUUGUACAAGCACACGGACUUCCGCGAUAACAGUGUGAUCUCUGCCCGGGACCGAAAACUCAUCAUCUCUCAAAUCAUCACGGCUGCCAACUACGAAUACGCUUUUUACCACACUUUCACAUUAGAUGGCACCUACAAGCUUGAGAUCAAGCUGACCGGCAUGCUCAACACCUACUGCAUGCACCCGACCGAAUCGGCAGCGCCGUAUGGAACUGAGGUUGCCCCACGGCUAAACGCUCAUAACCAUCAACACAUCUUCUCGUUGAGAGUCGACCCCGAGAUUGACGGACCCAACAAUUCCGUUUUGCAAAGCGACGCAUUGCCGUCUGAAGAACCAGUUGGAUCGCCCGAGAAUCCAUACGGCAAUGGGUUCUACUGCAAGAAGACACCUUUGCGGACGUCUCAAGAAGGAGCAGCUGUCUAUUGCCACGAGACAAGCCGCGCGUGGGACAUUAUAAACCCAAGCAGCAUCAAUGCCUCAGCCAAGAAACCAGUUGGCUACAAAAUCAUCAAUCCCAACUGCCCGCCGCUUCUCGCCAAACCCGGCAGUAUGGCCUACAAACGAGCUGCGUUUGCGCGCAAGAGCCUCUGGGUGGUGCCGUACAAGGAUCAUGAGCUCUUCCCUGCGGGAGACUACGUUUGUCAAUCGACGGGAGAAGAGAAUCAUCCAGGGAACCAGACCAUUGUUGACUGGGUCGCGCGCAACGAGUCCAUUGAGAACACCGAUAUCGUGUGCUACAUUCAAUUCGGCCUUACUCAUUUCCCACGGACGGAGGACUUCCCGAUUAUGCCAGCGGAGCCAGUAAGCGUGAUGCUGCGCGCAUCAAACUUUUUCCAGAAGAACCCCGGUCUCUGGGUCCCACCGUCCUCGGUCUGCAUUGACAGGACAUCCAAGGACGCAUUCUGUCCGACCGAGGGAAAACAUGCCUGCGCGAGAUUGUAA
Colletotrichum truncatum is the source of this 2085-nucleotide messenger RNA. Its product is annotated as primary-amine oxidase. Gene Ontology annotation, biological process: amine metabolic process. Gene Ontology annotation, molecular function: primary methylamine oxidase activity; quinone binding; copper ion binding. NCBI's taxonomy places the organism in Eukaryota, Fungi, Ascomycota, Sordariomycetes, Glomerellales, Glomerellaceae. The record is from RefSeq and is a predicted model, not a curated record.